Molecule: messenger RNA, 1548 nt
Organism: Eucalyptus grandis
Lineage: Eukaryota; Viridiplantae; Streptophyta; Magnoliopsida; Myrtales; Myrtaceae
Product: cytochrome P450 71A1
Exons: 2
Coding region: 1-1542 (513 amino acids)
Molecular function (GO): oxidoreductase activity, acting on paired donors, with incorporation or reduction of molecular oxygen; iron ion binding; monooxygenase activity
Source: RefSeq, a predicted model, not a curated record
AUGAACGUCUCCAUGUCUUCCCUUCACACUUGUCUCCUCCUCUCUCUUAUCCUCUUCAUUAUCUUCGUCUUCCUCCUGAAACACAAAAAGAACCAUGCAACCGACACCACCACCCACCCGGCACCGCCCGGCCCGCGGCGGCUUCCACUCAUUGGGAACCUGCACCAGCUCAACCUCUCCGUCUCUCACCACCGCCUGUGGCAACUCUCUCAGCUCCACGGCCCACUCAUGUCCCUGAAGCUCGGACUCACGCCUGCGCUUGUCAUCUCCUCGGCAAAGACAGCAAGAGAGGCCAUCAGAGCACACGACCUCGAGUUCUCGAACCGGCCCUCCUUGGUAGGCCAGCAGAAGCUGUCGUAUGGCGGCUUGGACAUGGCCUUCGCGCCGUACGGCGAGCACUGGAAGCAAAACCGAAGGAUCAGCGCGGAGAAUCUCUUGAACCCCAAAAGGGUCCAAUCCUUCCGUCCGAUACGCGAGGACGAGGUCUCGAAAAUGGUGGAGAGGAUCUCCGAGGCAGCUGCCGCUUCUCGUUCGCAGUUGGUCGACCUGAGCGAGACGCUCUUGUUUCUCACCGCCUCGUUAAUCUGCAGAAUCGCUUUUGGGAGGAACUACCUUGUCGAACCCGAGCCCAGGAUCCAUGUUCUUAGGUCGGUGAGGGAAGCUAUGGUCGUGUUUGGGAGCUUCUGUUUCGAGGACCACUUUGGCUGGGUCGGUUCGGUCGUCGAUAAGGUCACCGGUUUGUCGUCCAAGUUGCAGAGAGUUUUCGUGGAGUUGGAUUCGUUCUACGAGGUGAUGAUUCGCGACCACCUCGAGAAGAAGAGAGAGCAGGAGGAUCGAGACGACUUCAUUGACGUCUUGCUUCGAAUGGGCGAGGAUCGGUCGGGUUCGGUGCAUGUCAGUAGAGAUCACAUCAAAGCGAUGCUCACGGACAUAUUCAUCGGAGCGACUGACACGAACGCGGCCACGCUGGCGUGGGCAAUGACAUCGUUGAAGAAGAACCCCAGAGUCAUGGACAAGGCUCAGCGCGAAAUAAGAUCGUUGGUCGGAAGCAAAGGUUUUGUGGAUGAAGACGAUCUUCUCUCCCUUCCAUAUCUCAAAGCUGUGGUCAAGGAGACGCUGAGGCUCUACCCACCGGCUCCAUUGCUGCUUCCCAGAGAAACGACCGGAAGAUGCAUUCUAAGUGGGUAUGAGAUAAGACCCAAAACCCUAGUUUACAUUAAUGCAUGGGCCAUCGGGAGAGACAGCGAGUACUGGGAAAGUGCAGAGGAGUUUUGCCCCGAGAGGUUCUUGGAUAGCGAUGUGGAUUUCAGGGGGCAAAGCUUUGAGCUCGUGCCUUUUGGCUGUGGAAGGAGAGUGUGUCCGGGGGCGAGUUUAGGAGUUGUGACACUGGAGUUGGCGCUGGCCAAUUUGUUGUACUCGUUUGACUGGGAACUUCCUGAGGGAAUGAAGGAGGAGGAUGUGGACACCGAGGCUACGCCUGGAAAUACCAUUCAUAAGAAAAUCCCGCUUUGCCUGAGGGCCAAGGUCAAGAAUUAUGCCUGAUAAGCA